UCUUUUCCUUCCACGCGCUUCGGCGCUCGUCCUCUGCACGACUAGCACGGGGCAAGAACGCCUCUACGCCAUGCGCCCUAGGGUUUGGCCGGAUAGUGGAGGCGGAGGGGGAGACGAUCGCACGUAUCCUCGGAGCUCCACCUCGAUCAUCGACCGGUAAGUGGCCGUAAUCCGGCAAAUGUAGCUCGCUAUCGCAUCGAUCGCUCGCCCGUCGCCAAUGCUAUGUCCCGGCAUUCUCCUUCUCCGUGAUUCUUGAGGCUCGAGAUCCCGAACGGCUUGGAUGCCAGCAAAAUGUCAGCGCCUUCUACAUCGCCCCCGGCAACCUCUCCGCCCCUGCCAGCGUCGCCGCCACUCGCCGGGGGCACCCCUCCGGCGCCGGUGAUUCUCGCGCCUCCGCCCGUUCCAGUGCUCUCUCCUCCUCCCGCUGCCACUGCUCCUCCUCCUGCGUCGUCUCCCCCGCCGCCACUUCCAGUGGUUUUGUCUCCUCCCCCACAAAAUCCGUCUCCUCCGCCUCCUGCCCCUCAGGCUUCACCGCCUCCGUCAGUCCCUUCGUCUCCGCCGCCUGUCCCUCAAUCUUCUCCGCCACCUCCUGUGAUCGUUGCUCCUCCUCCAGCGGCGUCAGCGUCCCCUCCGCCUCCGGAUUUGACACCAUCUCCGCCAGCUCCUGUCGUAAACUCUCCACCGCCGCCGAAUCCCACUGCUCCUUCUCCGCCAGCUCCGCCGGACGAAUCCGGCUCCCCGCCACCAUCGUCAUCUGAUCCAGGCUCCUCGGCCCCGCCUCCUCGUCCUUCGAGAAGGCUCUCGCCACCUCCUCCAGCGGGUGACUCUUCGCCACCUCCUCCAGCGGAUGACUCGUCGCCACCUUUGCCGGCAGCAACUCCGCCAACGUCCCCUGUAACUCAGUCGCCACCUCUGCUGCCUAAUAUUACUACGACGGUUCCAACUGGAGUUUCGCCUCCCACCGGCACUCCAUCGCUCUUUCCAGGAACACCAAGUCCGCCUGCUGUUCUAUCGCCGCCAACGUCUAUACCGAAUGGCCAAACAGGUUCGUCUGGCGUUGCGAGCUCAACGAUCGUAGGCAUUGCUAUCGGGGGCGUGGUGGUCGUGGCAAUGCUGGUCCUCUUGGUCGUUUGCUUUUCAAGGAAGAGAAGAAGAUCGGGCACCGGGAACACACAGAACUUUGGAGCAGCUCACUCGUUUUAUCACAAGGAUGGGGCAGACACUUACUAUGAUCCGGGACGAAGAUUUGAUUCCGGUUACUCGUCCGCGUCUGAUGCAAAUGGAAAGCCAUUCUUUCCUCCAAUGCCACCUUCAGGCUCUCUUGGGCAUGCACCUACGAGAGGACAGGGGUCCAAUGGAUCUUUCUUUAGCUAUGAAGAUCUAGCACAGGCUACCAACGGGUUUUCUAGAGCCAACAUGCUUGGAGAGGGAGGCUUUGGCUGUGUAUACAAGGGAAUCUUACCAGGGGGACAGGAGGUGGCUGUAAAACAGCUCAAGAUUGGAGGAGGACAAGGCGAACGUGAAUUUCGGGCGGAAGUGGAGAUUAUCACCCGGAUCCAUCAUCGUCAUCUUGUAACAUUGGUAGGCUACUGCAUUUCUGAAACUCAGCGUCUUCUUGUCUAUGAGUUCGUUCCUAAUGGCACAUUAGAACAUCAUCUCCACGGCAAAGGCAGACCUUUACUUGACUGGAGUUUAAGAAUGAAGAUUGCUGUUGGCUCUGCUCGGGGCUUAGCGUAUCUUCACGAAGAUUGUCAUCCGAAAAUUAUUCAUCGCGACAUAAAAUCGUCUAACAUAUUACUGGAUAGUAACUUUGAAGCUCAGGUAGCCGACUUCGGAUUGGCAAAGCUUGCAUCCGAUGCUCACACACACGUCACUACUCGAGUUAUGGGAACAUUCGGGUACUUGGCGCCUGAAUAUGCUUCCAGUGGAAAGCUCACGGACAAAUCCGACGUUUAUUCUUUCGGCGUAGUUCUACUCGAACUGAUUACUGGCCGCAAGCCCGUAGACACAUCUCAGCCUCUUGGGGAGGAAAGUUUGGUUGAGUGGUCUCGACCAUUGAUAAACCAGGCGCUAGAGACACAAAACUUGGAUCUUAUGGCCGAUCCAUUGCUGAAUGAAUACAGCAAGGACGAGAUGCUUAGGAUGCUCCGAUCAGCCGCGGCAUGCGUUAGACACUCAGCUAAUAAGCGACCAAAAAUGGCACAGAUCGUUCGUGCUCUGGAAAGUGAUUCAGAUUCGAGGCCCGGGUUUAGUGGCCUGCACGACUCGCCAUUCGCCAGUGACGACUAUGAUUCGACACAGUAUAGCACCGACCUGCGGAGAUUUAGAAAGAUGGCACUGGGCACCAGCCAGGAAUACGGCAGCGAAUACAGCGGCGCGACGAGCGACUAUGGUGUCAAUCCCUCCGUCUCCAGCGGCGAGUAUCAGCAAAGCAAGGACUGGACGCCACCAAGGAGUGGCCACGAAUCCGAGUGGCCACUGAGAAGCCGGCAACAAUGAUAGCUGCUAAAGAUCAGAGGGACAAACAAAGCGGACGAGAGAGGCAAGCAACACUUGAUGCCGGCUGCUGUCAUGGAGUAUCCAACGUGUUUUUUUUUUUUUUUUUUUUUUUGCUUUCAUGUCUGUUUUUCCUUUUUGGAUCUCAACGCACUGACAGCUACCUUGCAGUAACAGAGCAAGCUAAGCGGAAGAACUCAAAAAUGUGAAAAGAUUCGAAGCAACCGGGAGUCUGUGUCGUGAUUGAUCGUUGGCCACUGACGCCAAUAUUCUUUGCUUUGCACGCCCAGAUUAAGUAUAUUGUAGCUAGAGUAGCUACAACCUUUUUGAUA
This is a messenger RNA of Selaginella moellendorffii, 2828 nucleotides long. RefSeq names its product proline-rich receptor-like protein kinase PERK8. Gene Ontology annotation, biological process: protein phosphorylation. Bases 292 to 2499 code for a protein of 735 amino acids. Lineage: Eukaryota; Viridiplantae; Streptophyta; Lycopodiopsida; Selaginellales; Selaginellaceae. The transcript has 8 exons. The record is from RefSeq and is a predicted model, not a curated record. Gene Ontology annotation, molecular function: ATP binding; protein kinase activity.